Messenger RNA from Oenanthe melanoleuca, 4626 nucleotides. It is a transcript of the gene SYT1, whose product is annotated as synaptotagmin 1. Bases 456 to 1730 code for a protein of 424 amino acids. Gene Ontology annotation, biological process: calcium ion-regulated exocytosis of neurotransmitter; regulation of calcium ion-dependent exocytosis; cellular response to calcium ion. The record is from RefSeq and is a predicted model, not a curated record. Gene Ontology annotation, molecular function: phosphatidylserine binding; calcium-dependent phospholipid binding; clathrin binding. Gene Ontology annotation, cellular component: synaptic vesicle membrane; dense core granule; axon. The transcript has 11 exons. Lineage: Eukaryota; Metazoa; Chordata; Aves; Passeriformes; Muscicapidae.
GCCUCUCGCGGGAGGGAUUCCUGGAGACGCUGCAGUGUGGCGGCGCUCCCGGCGCCGCGCAGCCCCCGUGCCGCCUCCGCCGCCCCGCCUGCCUCCCCUCGCCUCGCCUCGCCCUGCCCGCCGGCGGCCGCCACCGCCGCUGAAACUUAACGCCGAGCGCGGGGGGCCGGGGCAGCCUGCCUGCCGCGCCGGGGGCGCUCCGCCCGCGCCCCGCCGCCUCGCCCCGGGAGCUGCCGCCGCGGGGAGAGGCUGAAGGACGGAGCCGGCUGCGCCCGUCCCGGUUGCCAGGGAGAAAAGGAGUAUUUUUCUGAACUGUGAAGAAGAACCUUCGUUCACGAUUCCCCUGUGAACACUGCAUUGAUGCCAGUCAUAUAAGAAGUGUGGAGUCCUGAAUAAACCAGGAGAAGAGAGUUAAGCACACAUUCUCUAUCGUGAACACUUACCCAGGAGUUAAAAUGGUGAGUGAAAGUCAUCAUGAGGCCCUGGCAGCACCGCCAGCAACCACAGUAGCAGCAGCCCCUCCAAGUAAUGUCACUGAGCCAGCCAGUCCAGGAGGAGGGGGAGGAAAAGAAGAUGCAUUUUCUAAGCUAAAAGAGAAGUUCAUGAAUGAACUGAACAAAAUUCCACUGCCACCUUGGGCCUUAAUAGCCAUAGCCAUAGUUGCAGUCCUAUUAAUCCUCACCUGCUGCUUUUGUCUCUGUAAGAAAUGCUUGUUCAAAAAGAAGAACAAGAAGAAGGGAAAGGAGAAGGGAGGGAAGAAUGCUAUUAACAUGAAAGAUGUUAAAGAUUUAGGGAAAAGCAUGAAAGACCAGGCUCUUAAGGAUGAUGAUGCUGAGACUGGGCUGACUGAUGGGGAAGAGAAGGAAGAGGCCAAAGAAGUUGAGAAGCUAGGGAAAAUACAAUACUCUUUGGAUUAUGACUUCCAGAACAAUCAGCUUCUGGUUGGGAUUAUUCAAGCAGCUGAGCUACCUGCAUUAGAUAUGGGUGGUACAUCUGAUCCCUAUGUGAAAGUCUUCCUGCUGCCUGAUAAGAAGAAGAAAUAUGAGACAAAAGUCCACAGAAAGACCCUUAACCCUGUUUUCAAUGAGCAAUUUACAUUCAAGGUGCCAUACUCUGAGCUGGGUGGAAAAACUUUAGUGAUGGCAGUUUAUGACUUUGAUCGUUUCUCCAAACAUGAUAUCAUUGGGGAAUAUAAAGUUGCAAUGAACACAGUGGACUUCGGUCAUGUCACUGAGGAGUGGAGGGACUUGCAAAGUGCAGAGAAAGAAGAGCAAGAAAAGCUGGGUGAUAUCUGCUUCUCCCUUCGUUAUGUGCCUACUGCUGGCAAACUGACUGUUGUCAUUCUGGAGGCGAAGAACCUGAAGAAGAUGGAUGUUGGUGGACUAUCAGAUCCCUAUGUGAAGAUCCAUCUGAUGCAGAAUGGUAAGAGGCUGAAGAAGAAAAAGACUACAAUUAAAAAGAACACUCUGAAUCCCUACUACAACGAGUCUUUCAGCUUUGAAGUACCAUUUGAGCAAAUUCAGAAAGUGCAAAUUGUUGUGACUGUUUUGGACUAUGACAAGAUUGGCAAGAACGAUGCCAUCGGGAAAGUGUUUGUGGGCUACAACAGCACCGGCGCGGAGCUGCGGCACUGGUCAGACAUGCUGGCCAACCCCCGGCGGCCCAUCGCACAGUGGCACACCCUACAGCCCGAGGAGGAGGUGGAUGCCAUGCUGGCAGUCAAGAAGUAAAUUAAAUUAAAUUAGGUUAAAUUGUGAAGAAGAAAAAGACGAAGAAGAAGCCUUUCUGCAUUUGCCCACAUAGUGCUCUUUAGCCAGUAUCUGUAAAUACCUCAGUGAUAUGGGUCCUUUCAUUUCCAGCCAUGUGUUCCUGACACAGAUCAGUUGUACUCUAAAAUUCCCAUUUUAAUUUGCACAAAUUUAAAUGUAGAGAGCCUUUUAAAGGCGCUUCAUUUUACCACCGCCCGCCCCAGAUCUACUCUUCUUUUAAGCAAUAUGAUGUGUAGAUAGAGCAUGACAGAAAUUAUUUAUUGUAUCACACAGUUGUAUAUAUACACCAGUAUGCUGAGAAUUUAUUUCUAGUUUGUGUAUUUGUAUGUUGUAAGCGUUUCCUAAUCUGUGUAUAUCUAGAUGUUUUUAAUAAGAUGUUCUAUUUUAAAUUAUGUAAAUUGACUGAGAUAUAGGAGAGCUGAUACUAUAUUAUAGGGUAACUAUUGUAUCGUCUGCAUUCCAGAAAAAAAAUAUCCAACUUGUAAGGCACUAGUAGUGUUACACUGACAUCUUAAAGGACAACUUAAAUCUGAGCUUUCAACUGGACCAUCCUAAUAACACACUUCAUGUCCACAGUGAAUCUUGGAGGGGCAAAUCCAAUUGGGUAGACUUCUUUCACAGGCAACUUAGCAUGAUCUGAGCAGUUCCAUGGUUGACUUCAUGGAGAUGUAGCCAGAAGCCAGGAUAUCAUUUUUUGUAUAUAUUCCAAAGCCAAACACAUAACAGACUGAAAUGGCUUUAGGUUGAAAGUUGAGGAAGCACUUCCACAGGAGGCAAGAGUUUCAUCUAACAUAUGAAGACAGACCACUGCAGAAGUUGUGCAGGGAGGGGGAAGAGGGAGAUGCAGCAGUAGUAAAAUGCUGCCAGGAAAAGAAGAGUAGCUCUCCAUUAUCACCUUUAUACAAAAUUUGCAUACUGUGAAUUCCAUCCACGAUUUCACAUUAUAAUGAGUUUGCACAUUAGACUUUGUAACAAAAUAUUUUAUGAUACUAACUCAGAUUAGAAGGAAUGCAGAAUAUUUUUUAGACACAGCUGUGUGAGUUUAUUAUACAAAAUAGUUUCAUGGUAAACAGACAGUAUUGUAAUCCCAUCAGAAGAUGACAAAAUUUAGCCAUAGUUCUAAAUGCACUUCAAAGUAAGCCAAAAGAGAACAGCUAGUGACCUUUUAUAUACUAUUUAUACUUAAGUUUUAAUUUGUCCUUUAAAAAAAAAGUGAAAACAAAGAACAAGUUCUAGAAAACUGAAGCAACCUCUUCUGUAUACUAGAUGCUCGUUUCAGGAGGAGUUUUUAAAUGUUUUAAAUGUUAUUAUGUAGUAAAUGGCACUAUUAUGAAGCUAUUAGUCAUUCCAUAAGAGUCUUGAAAGACUGCUCUGUGUAUCACUGUGACUGCCGUGUGUGCUUAGAAAUGUAGUUUUCUCAGUGGAUAGCAAUCAAUUUAUUCCGUAGUGAUAUUGUAAUAAUACUGCCAUUCCCUUCUACUGCACUGCCGAAGGAACGCAUAGCACAAGCAGUUCCAGUUGUUACGGACCAAUGUAGAACUGGAGAGCUAUGCAGGGGACAAGGAUGCUCUAGAGAAUGGGUUGACCACGCAGCAUUUUGUCAAGCCCUGUGCAAUACUCUACAUUUCCAAGCGCCCUCGCCCCUGCUGCUUUCCCGUAGAGUCAUCCCACAGCUCCCCAGCAUGGCAGCUCCGCUGUACCAUCUCAUCAAGUCAUUCAGGGCAUCACCUCUAGCUCAUGUACCGUCCCUGGAGGCCCCUCGCUUAUCUUUCCAAGCUGUGAGUAUAUUUAUAAUGCUUUGAAGAGUUCAUUAUUUUCAGCAAUGCAAACUACCCUAGAAAAGUGGAAAUGCUAUUGCUUUUGGAGGGAGGCAUGAGAAUUAACCAUUAAUGUUUUUACCAGUCUUCUGUGUCUGACAAAGAUGAAUGUAAUCAGAGAACUGUGCACUGCAAACUAAAUUCCACAGCCUCCCUCAAGGCUCUCUGCUUCUGGGAGAACUGUGGCAGUAUCAGAGGUCAGUGCAGGGAUGGCCAAGCACCCCUGUUUUGCAGUACUUUGAGGGUAAAAGCAGCAGCAAAGUACUGGGAGGAGAAUAAAAGCUUGUAUUUCUCCCCACCUCCAAAAGUGAGAAUAGCAAGAUCCAUUUUCUUUCUUUUUUACAUGAAACAUAGAAAAAACACAAGCGAGAAAUUUUCAGAUAGAAACAGGCACAUACAUGCAAAGCAUCAAGCUGGAAUAUUUUAAAAUCUUAUCCUUAAGGACCAAACCCCACCAAAGAGAAGUAGAGAGUCAGCUUUCCAGCCUAAGAGCUUCAUGGUCUCCAGCUUUCAGUUAUUCAUUCAGGAUAGCUGCAGGUUCAAAGUGCCAGGACUGACUUCCUGUGUUAAGAUAAUCUUAAUGCUUUCUCUUCCUACACUGCCAGACUGAACGUCACCCUAGAACUGGUUUGUAAGGUACAAUGAUUCUCAGAGACUGAACCUGCCAUGUGACCAAGAUGACAUUUUUCAUCCUCAAAGAAGCCACAUGUACCUUUCUGACAAAGCUGUGUGAAGUAUUAGAAUCUGAUGCUGUAGAAAGAUCCUAGUUGCCUUUGUGUAUAUUUACUGCCUGCUUGAGUGUUUCUCUGUGUGGGUUUUCUCUGUAUCUUGUAGAAAUGUUUGGGGUGUUUUAUCCUGCCAUAUCGCUCGUGGCCCGCGAGCUGACAACUUUAGCCGUAUUUUACCUUCAUUUUUGAUGAGGUGGUUUAUAUUUUGUUUCACUUUGUGUAGUGACUCCCCACAGUAGAGUUUUCCAAUUGUCGUUAAAAUAACAUACAUAUUACACAGAUAUUCAAUAAAAAUGUUUUAUUUCCUGUUGA